Messenger RNA from Fonsecaea pedrosoi CBS 271.37, 1242 nucleotides. RefSeq lists its product as uncharacterized. The record is from RefSeq and is a predicted model, not a curated record. Bases 1 to 1242 code for a protein of 413 amino acids. NCBI's taxonomy places the organism in Eukaryota, Fungi, Ascomycota, Eurotiomycetes, Chaetothyriales, Herpotrichiellaceae. The transcript is spliced from 4 exons.
AUGGAGUUGACUUUUACCAACGGCAUUGCCCUUUCUACAAGCAAAGACCCCUACUUUUUGGGCGACGCUGGUAUUGAUGGCUACAUCUCCAUCGCAGCCUCAAAAAGUAUUGAGUUCGACAGGCUUAAAGUCACCUUGGAGGGUGUUUUGUUAAACACCAUCCGGAGCGCGGACUGGUAUGCGGAUACCCUCGUCCACGGAAUCCAAAGGCUCCUGCAGCUCGACGACAUCAAGACAGCGAGUGAUUUCGUCGGCCUCGAAGACCAAGCAAAGAGCACACCCAAGUGCUUCUUCCACUUCGACAUACCAAAAACUCUACAGUCCGAACUCCUGGGACAGAAUCGCGGGUUCCUACGAGACCUUCCCCCAUCCCUACCUAGUUUCGAGAGCGUGAAGAAACAUCCUGUUCUCCAGCCACGGUAUCAGGGAGAAUCCAACGUCGGCUACAAUCUCCGUGUGCAGGCUCUAAUCCGAGACAAAGUGGUCGCCAGCAUCACCCGCACCGUCAACAUCAUCCCGACCCUGGACGUCCCUCCGCCAUUUUGUGUCGCAGAUUUCCCCGGCGAGUACGUCCUAACACAGUCGAGAUGCCAGAGGACAUGGCAUCCCGGCGGAUCUCGCACGAGAGAGCUGCGAAUCGAAGCAAGCCAGCCUUUGCCGGUGAUUUUGUGCAAACCUACAGACGACACGGUCUUUUCUACCACGUUAAGCCUGACCCAAAUUAACUAUUUAACCAGGAACUGCCGAGAACAGCCACGAGCUCCAGUCAUCGGCCAGUGCGUGGCAUCCUUGGUGUUCUCGACCUAUAUCUCCAGCGACCCGCGCGGAAGUGCUCCGACGCUGAAAGACGUCUCAUCUUCGCGCGGUACACUAUGUCGCAACGAGGGAGUCUACGCCGAAGUCGAAGUUCCCGUACAAUUCUCAGGCUGGAAGGAGACCCCUCACACUUUACUACAAGAUGACGGCACGCCAGACACAAACACAGACACGGCACAGCGCUCGAUCGCGGAAGCCCAAACCCGUUUGACGCUCAACUUUGGCAAGCUAAAGUACCCGGUCCCCAGUUUCGAGUCCUCGCUGGUGUCACGGCGGUAUAAACUCGACCUCUGCGUCCGAGUCACGGCGUCAAAUCGCCGCCGCACGUUCCGCCUCAUUCUGCCCGCUCAGAUUUCUUACUCGGCGGACAACACUCAGAGUCCUAGGACGAAUCUCGAGUGUGACUGUCCUCCGUAUUUCGCAUAG